Molecule: messenger RNA, 2185 nt
Organism: Canis lupus familiaris (dog)
Lineage: Eukaryota; Metazoa; Chordata; Mammalia; Carnivora; Canidae
Gene: RRAGB
Product: Ras related GTP binding B
Exons: 11
Coding region: 575-1678 (367 amino acids)
Biological process (GO): cellular response to starvation; positive regulation of TOR signaling; regulation of autophagy
Cellular component (GO): Gtr1-Gtr2 GTPase complex; lysosome; nucleus
Molecular function (GO): GTPase activity; GTP binding
Source: RefSeq, a predicted model, not a curated record
AGCAGUCACGUGACGGAGUCCGGGUUUACGGCAGGUGCCCACGUGAUCCUGUCCUGCAGUCCGUGCCUGCGGUGAGGUACCUGGGAUCCUGCAGGGCUGGCGGUUAGGUUGUAACUGCCGCUAACGGCGGACGCUCUCCGGCGACCAGGCUCGGUAACAAUAAGCCGGCGGAAGCGUUUGGCUCUUGGUGCCUACCGCACGGGUCUGCUCUUUCUGCCACCUCCGCCGUCCCCACCUCUUUGCGGGGGAAGUCACCUUUGCGUUUUGGGCCUGAGGCCCAAACUCGACACGACCCCUCCCCCUUUCCCACUCAUCCCCCGUCUUUUCCUCUGAACCACCAAAUCAUUUAGCCUUUGAGCUGGCCAAAUCGGCUCUGCCUUGAGGCCAAGUUCGAAGAGGUUAAGGUAACCGUGGGGAAAACAGUCCCCCAGUGGACAAAGGCGGAGGCAAGAAUAGAGCAGGCCUAGCGGCCACAGGCAAUAAAAAUAGGCGACUGAGGGUGUGAACAAGGAAAAGAAAAAGAAAGGAAAAGAGUACUGCGGUUUAGAAAGAACUGGAAAGGACUUGUUGCACGAUGGAAGAAUCUGACUCUGAGAGAAAAACGGAGAAAGAGAAUCUGGGGCCAAGAAUGGAUCCUCCCAUAGGGGAACCAGAAGGAUCGCUUGGGUGGGUACUACCAAAUACAGCCAUGAAGAAAAAGGUGCUGUUGAUGGGUAAAAGUGGGUCUGGUAAGACCAGCAUGAGAUCUAUUAUCUUUGCAAAUUAUAUUGCCAGAGACACACGUCGCCUUGGUGCAACAAUACUAGACCGUUUACAUAGUCUUCAAAUUAAUAGCAGUUUCAGCACCUACUCUCUCGUAGACUCUGUUGGAAAUACAAAGACAUUUGAUGUAGAACAUUCUCAUGUUCGAUUUCUGGGAAACCUGGUAUUGAACCUGUGGGACUGUGGUGGACAGGAUACCUUCAUGGAAAAUUAUUUCACUAGCCAACGAGACAACAUCUUCCGAAAUGUGGAAGUUCUGAUAUAUGUGUUUGAUGUGGAAAGCCGUGAACUGGAAAAGGAUAUGCACUAUUACCAAUCAUGCCUAGAGGCCAUUCUGCAGAAUUCUCCAGAUGCCAAAAUCUUUUGCUUGGUACACAAAAUGGAUCUGGUACAGGAGGACCAACGGGACCUGAUUUUUAAAGAGCGAGAAGAAGAUCUGAGGCGCUUGUCUCGCCCAUUGGAAUGUGCUUGUUUCCGAACAUCUAUCUGGGAUGAAACUCUCUAUAAGGCUUGGUCCAGCAUUGUCUAUCAGCUGAUUCCCAAUGUUCAGCAGCUGGAAAUGAACCUAAGGAAUUUUGCUGAAAUUAUUGAGGCGGAUGAAGUGCUUUUGUUUGAACGAGCUACUUUUCUGGUGAUUUCUCACUAUCAGUGUAAAGAGCAGCGUGAUGCCCACAGAUUUGAGAAAAUCAGCAACAUUAUUAAGCAGUUUAAGCUGAGUUGCAGCAAGCUAGCUGCUUCUUUUCAGAGCAUGGAAGUCAGGAACUCUAACUUUGCUGCUUUCAUUGACAUCUUUACAUCCAACACUUACGUGAUGGUCGUGAUGUCUGAUCCAUCCAUUCACAUUCCUUUGGCUGCCUGUACUUAUUCUCUUGGGUAUCUCCUCCACCCCUACCCUCAGCUUCCGCAGCUACUCUGAUCAACAUCCGCAAUGCCAGAAAACACUUUGAAAAGCUGGAAAGGGUGGAUGGACCAAAGCAGUGUCUUCUCAUGAGCUAAACAUGGCUAAAUGUUCCAAUUUUUUUUGAAAUACUGUUUCUUAAUUAAUCUUAAUAUUAUAUUCCUAUAUGUAGGCUCUGAAAUGUAAUGCUUACCACUUCUGUAUUUCUUCCUCACUCUCUAGUUUUAAUGUUCAACCUUGACUGCUAUUAACUAAAAUAGCCAGUAAAAAGUUAGAAGAUGAGCUGUUCAUGGGCUUGAUGGGACAUAAAAUUAUGUGAUAUAUAAGUGUUCUGAUAACAAGAUUCUUAAUAGUAUGUGUUCUGAUAACCUGGUUCUAAUAGUUGUGUUUGCCAGAGCCUUUCCCAACAUCAUCUUGUAUUCCUUAUCAGAUAGUAACCUGCAAGUUUGGAAUAUUACUGUUUUCUCAGCAUGCAUUAAAAAUAUUCCUUACCGUCAAUUAUAAAUAAACUAAGGCUGUUAGGGA